Limulus polyphemus (Atlantic horseshoe crab) is the source of this 724-nucleotide messenger RNA. RefSeq names its product 3 beta-hydroxysteroid dehydrogenase type 7-like. Gene Ontology annotation, molecular function: 3-beta-hydroxy-Delta5-steroid dehydrogenase (NAD+) activity. The transcript has 4 exons. Lineage: Eukaryota; Metazoa; Arthropoda; Merostomata; Xiphosura; Limulidae. The record is from RefSeq and is a predicted model, not a curated record. Gene Ontology annotation, biological process: steroid biosynthetic process. The annotation marks the transcript as partial.
CGUGGCACAAAUCUUGGCAAAGAGAGAGUAAGCAUAUUAGGUGUAGCGGCAAAAAAGGAGGUUUAGACAUAUUUAAGGUUUGCAUUUGACAGGUUCUACCAAUCACUCUGUGCUUUGUUCAGGGCAAAAUAGGUGUGUUACCUUUGAAAGAAUAAUCCAGCCAUGAAUAGCCCAAAAGAAGUUGUGCUUGUUACAGGUGCCAGUGGAUUUCUGGGGCAACAUAUUGUCAAGUUAUUACAAGAAAAAGACGAUUCAGUCGGCGAAAUUCGUGCGUUUGAUACAAAAGCGUACGAGAAUAAACUUGGCCACUCAACACCCAAACUAAUGAAAGUUAUUCAGGGUGACAUACUAAAUGGCCAAAGUAUUGAAGAUGCCUGUGUUGGAGUGGACUGUGUUAUUCACGCAGCAGGAGUAAUCAGUGUAGGCCUUUUUCCCGAUAAAGCAAAGAUGCACACUGUGAAUAUUGAAGGUACGCAGAGAGUUAUUGAUGCGUGUAUCAAGAACAACGUUUCGAGGCUGAUUUUCACCAGCACUGUAGAUGUGGUAGUCGGCAAGGAGCACAUCUUUUACGGUACUGAGAGCACUACUCCCAAGCCCGGAACAUUUCUACUGGGUGACUACGGAGAAACCAAGUGUAAAGCCGAAGAACUUGUUCUACAAGCGAAUGGGAGAAUCUUGGCAAACGGUAAGAUCUUUACUAUAGAUUAUAAAUUAAGAAUUGUGU